Molecule: messenger RNA, 771 nt
Organism: Carlito syrichta (Philippine tarsier)
Lineage: Eukaryota; Metazoa; Chordata; Mammalia; Primates; Tarsiidae
Product: chromatin assembly factor 1 subunit B
Exons: 6
Biological process (GO): DNA replication-dependent chromatin assembly; nucleosome assembly
Cellular component (GO): CAF-1 complex; nucleus
Molecular function (GO): protein binding
Source: RefSeq, a predicted model, not a curated record
AGCAUCUUGCAGCUUUCCUCUGCCUUUGGGAAAAGAUCACUGCCCAAGGAACGUUUUGCCUUUGGAGACGCAGGAGAAUGAAAGUCAUCACGUGCGAAAUAGCCUGGCACAACAAGGAGCCUGUGUACAGCCUGGACUUCCAGCAUGCAACAGCCGGGAGGAUCCACAGACUAGCGUCUGCAGGCGUGGACACAGCUGUCAGGAUCUGGAAGGUAGAAAAAGGGCCAGAUGGAAAAGCCAUUGUGGAAUUUUUGUCCAAUCUUGCUCGUCAUACGAAAGCUGUCAAUGUCGUGCGUUUUUCUCCAUCUGGGGAGAUUUUAGCAUCAGGAGGAGAUGAUGCUGUCAUCCUGCUGUGGAAGGUGAAUGAUAGCAAGGAGCCAGAACAGAUUGCUUUUCAGGAUGAGGAUGAGGCUCAGCUGAACAAGGAGAAUUGGACUGUUAUAAAAACUCUGAGGGGCCACUUAGAAGAUGUAUAUGAUAUCUGCUGGGCAACUGAUGGGAAUUUAAUGGCUUCUGCUUCUGUGGAUAACACAGCCAUCAUAUGGGAUGUCAGUAAAGGACAAAAGAUUUCAAUUUUUAAUGAACACAAAAGUUAUGUACAAGGAGUAACGUGGGAUCCUUUGGGUCAAUAUGUUGCUACUCUGAGCUGUGACAGGGUGCUGCGGGUAUACAGCACACAGAAGAAACGUGUGGCUUUUAAUGUUUCGAAGAUGCUGUCUGGAAUAGGAGCUGAAGGAGAGGUACAAAAUGUUUUGCCAUUCCCUUUCAGCA